AGUUUAAUAUGGGCGCCGUCUGGAAGAGAAUAGCAUCGGGCUGGCAGCUUGUUCGCUGCAUCAGCUAAAUCUGGUGGCGCGGCCGCGGCGUCGAGGCAGGGCAAUAAGGUCGCCGUCGCCACCGCCGUCGCCACCGCCCAUAUCAACAAUUCGCUUGCUGCUGCUGAGUCCGUUCAGGGUGGCCGAGGGGGAGGAGAAGGAGGAGGCGGCCGAGCAGAGCAGCAGCGCGCCGGGGACAAAGAUGGCGGAUUUGUACGCCAAGUACAACUGCACCUACUGCCAGGAGGACAUAUCUGGCCUCCGAGUCAAAUGCGUCGAGUGCACGGACUUCGACCUCUGUCUGCAGUGCUUCUCGGCUGGUGCUGAGAUAGGGCAGCACAAAAAUGACCAUUCCUAUCAAUUCAUGGAUUCUGUCUUUCCCCUUUAG
Molecule: messenger RNA, 427 nt
Organism: Copidosoma floridanum
Lineage: Eukaryota; Metazoa; Arthropoda; Insecta; Hymenoptera; Encyrtidae
Gene: Ada2b
Product: Transcriptional adapter 2B
Biological process (GO): regulation of transcription by RNA polymerase II; chromatin remodeling
Cellular component (GO): nucleus; SAGA-type complex
Molecular function (GO): zinc ion binding; chromatin binding; transcription coactivator activity
Source: RefSeq, a predicted model, not a curated record